CCUUGGUGUAAGUUUUUCCUACUUUUCUUUUGUUCUGUUUUUCAUUUGCGGAUAUUAUUAUGUUUAGUAGCAUUUUAGAGAAUAAAAAUGCUAUGGAUGGGAAGACUGCUUGUAUUCCUAACAGUUACAAGAAUAUCGAUAGCCCAAUGCGGCAAUGGAUUAAAGAGCGAUCUAGAAGAUAAAAUAGUUGGAGGAAGAAAAGCAGUGCAAGGAGAGUUUCCAUGGCAGGCAUCACUACAGCGAAGAUACCCCAGUGGAUUUUAUCAUAUAUGUGGUGCUACACUAGUUACGUCAGAGUGGCUAGUUACUGCAGCUCACUGCAUAACCCUAAGCUCUGUCAAAAUGUACCGGGUGCUAAUGGGAAGCAACAACUUGACAACGUUGAAUGGAUCACUAAAAUCAUUACAUUUCGUAAAAACGAUUGUAAUCAAGCAAGGUUUCGACCCUGAAACUUUUCAUAACGAUAUUGCACUACUGCAAAUAUUUCCUAAAGCAGCAACUUCUGAUUUCAUCUGUUUGCAAGAUACACCUCCGGAUGUUAAUAUUUCAGCUAUUGUUCUUGGUUGGGGAGCAACUACUGAUGGGGGUUCUGCUUCAAACGAAUUGCAAGUGGCAGAAGUAGCUCUUAUUCCUCGGGGCGAGUGUUUGGAAUACUAUCACGAUCUGUUGUUGGAAUCCAUGAUAUGCGCUGGUUAUUCCGAAGGGGGUAUCGAUGCCUGCCAAGGUGAUUCUGGCGGGCCUUUGAUGCAAUGGCGGAAGAAAACAGCAUACCUGAUUGGCGUCGUAUCUUGGGGCAUCGGAUGUGCAGAACCGUUGCAUCCAGGUGUAUACACGGAUGUCUCCCUUUUCGCUAACUGGAUACGAUAUUAUACUUCCCCAUAGCUGUAAUUGUAAUUCAAUUAAAUUUUACUGCUUUUUAAAAUGGAUCUGCUUAGUCUGAUGGCGUUUUAACUCGUUGCGAAAACUAGCUCCUUCAUAUAAAUCUUUAACGGCCGGAUUUGCGAACAAUUUGUACCUCAGGCACUCGAACAUCUUCUGUUAAUUUAUUCACCAGUCGAUUAAAACCUCCAUCAAACACCCGAACCGCCGAUCGAAGCCUUCUUCAAUUUCUGAGAAGGCUUCAUUCUGCGGUUCGGAUGUCUGACGGAGGUUCGAGUUGGCUAAUGAAUAAGCCCGUUAGAGGCCUUCUUCAACUGAUGAGAAAACUUUAAUUUGCAGUCUGGGUGUCUCAUGGAAGUUCGAGUCGGCUGGUGAAUCUGACCGUAAUCGAUUUUGAAAAAAACUCCAGAGUGUAUCUUUGACCCAUUGUAGAUAAGUACACUGUGAUGACACCUAUUUUGCU
Messenger RNA from Uloborus diversus, 1342 nucleotides. Its product is annotated as trypsin-1-like. The coding region runs from base 88 to 882 and encodes 264 amino acids. The transcript has 7 exons. Gene Ontology annotation, molecular function: serine-type endopeptidase activity. The record is from RefSeq and is a predicted model, not a curated record. Gene Ontology annotation, biological process: proteolysis; acrosome reaction. NCBI's taxonomy places the organism in Eukaryota, Metazoa, Arthropoda, Arachnida, Araneae, Uloboridae.